UUAAAAGUGUAUUUUAAUUAGAUUUUUUUCUAAUAUAAUUUUGAAAAAUAAGAGUUAUUUCAUCAUCUUCUUACUUAACUGCAAGUAAAGUAGUUGUUCAUAUUAAUUUCUAUAUACGACCAUAUAAAUUUCUUUUAUGAAUGGCCUUUUUAAGAAUAGGAACAGUUAUUGGAAUUGUGACAGGCUUUCAUAUGAUUUAUCUCAUCUUGGUAAAUAUCCUUAUACCAUCUUUAAGUUAUUAUGCUAAUGUGAAAUAUUGCAGUUUUGAAAUUCAUUAUAACACAAAAAUAGUGAUGAUAUAUUAUUUCCUUUGAGAUAGAUUUAAGACAAGAAUACAGGUAGG
Rhizophagus irregularis DAOM 181602=DAOM 197198 is the source of this 343-nucleotide messenger RNA. Lineage: Eukaryota; Fungi; Glomeromycota; Glomeromycetes; Glomerales; Glomeraceae. The record is from RefSeq and is a predicted model, not a curated record.